AACUCACUGCUGCCGGCCUGACCUCGCUCCCAGCCCUGCUGCCCAGAUUCUAGGCUCCAAGCUCAGGACCUCAGGAUGGGAGAUGAGGAGAAGCGGAACAGGGCCAUCACGGCCCGCAGGCAGCACCUGAAGAGCGUGAUGCUGCAGAUAGCGGCCACAGAGCUGGAGAAGGAGGAGAGCCGCCGCGAGGCCGAGAAGCAGAACUACCUGUCAGAGCAUUGCCCGCCACUGCACAUCCCGGGCUCCAUGUCAGAAGUGCAGGAGCUCUGCAAACAGCUGCACGCCAAGAUCGAUGCGGCUGAAGAGGAGAAGUAUGACAUGGAGGUGAGGGUGCAGAAGAGCAGCAAGGAGCUGGAGGACAUGAACCAGAAGCUGUUUGAUCUGCGGGGCAAGUUCAAGCGGCCCCCGCUGCGGAGGGUGCGCAUGUCAGCUGACGCCAUGCUCAAGGCCCUGCUGGGCUCCAAGCACAAGGUGUGCAUGGACCUGAGGGCCAACCUGAAGCAGGUCAAGAAGGAGGACACAGAGAAGGAGCGGGACCUGCGAGACGUGGGUGACUGGAGGAAGAACAUCGAGGAGAAGUCUGGCAUGGAGGGCCGGAAGAAGAUGUUUGAGUCCGAGUCCUAGGCUACUCACUGCCCCCACGCCUGCCCCGGUGCCCGGCUCGCAGCAGAACAUACUAGGGGGAUGCACCCAGAGCCUGCCAGGGAGGGCUGGCCUCACCCCCUCUGUCAAUAAAGGAUUUGAAUCCCC
Mandrillus leucophaeus (drill) is the source of this 750-nucleotide messenger RNA. It is a transcript of the gene TNNI2, whose product is annotated as troponin I type 2 (skeletal, fast). Gene Ontology annotation, cellular component: troponin complex. Gene Ontology annotation, biological process: muscle contraction. Lineage: Eukaryota; Metazoa; Chordata; Mammalia; Primates; Cercopithecidae. The transcript has 8 exons. The record is from RefSeq and is a predicted model, not a curated record. The coding region runs from base 76 to 624 and encodes 182 amino acids.